GAAAAAUUGGUUACAAGUUUAAAACCCGUGCAUUAGACUUUUCUUUAGAUGGAGAUUGACGGUUAAGUAGUGAUCACGGUUUCCUAUAGUUGCCACUUCAACAAACGAUUAGGUCACGAUUUGCAAACUCCAACCUGUAUAGAUAAUUGUGGCAGUAAUGCAAGUGAUAAAGGUACCUAUUAUUCCACUGCUGGCCGCGACAAGACGCUGCAGUUGUAGUGCAAAGAAUGAAAAUAAAUUAUAAUAGAGUUAAUGAAUUAAAAAGGAUCUAUAAAACUCGAUUUCAAGACGACCCAAUUAUGUUUUAUGCGUACCCCGACAUAGAAUUAUAGGAAAAUUCAGUGACCAUAUAUUUCAUUAAGGAUGUCGACGUGUCACGUAGCCACAACACCGAUUUUCGUCAUGGCACAGCAUGUUCUUUCCUUGGAUGGAACAGAGAAGAGGACAAAAUCUCCCAAUUAUUUUAUACUUUUAAUUUCUAUAAUUUGAAUAAAUAAAUUUAAAUUUAAAUUAAUUAUCUAUCUAUGUAACCCUUUAUUAGCAUUAAUACGCUCGGAUCUCGGAAUUCUUUUUGCAGCUGCCAGCUAGCAGGGUUUAUUGUAAGACGUCAUUCGUCGGUUGUACACUUUUCUUGAGAGUCUUACACAUCUUGCAGUUGUGCCGUUGUGCGACUCAUGACUCAUGACUGAUAUAGUGAAUAUGAUAAGUAUGCCUUAAACCUUUAUGAAUUAUGAUUGCGUUAUCCAUCUAUUUAUAGCUUAUAAUAUUAUAUAAUUUGACAUAAAUAAAUCAGCAUUGUUACUUAUCGGUCCAUCGGAAAAAACAUUUUCAUAUUAAACAAUAUUUAUUAAUAUUUUCAAUUUUGUAUUUGCGUAACAUGAUUUUCCGGAUUGAGCGAUUGCUCAAAUAGUCAAAUCAUUUCAGUAAUUUAAAUCGAAUAUUUGUUUGUGUUACAUGGUAUUUACAUCAAUUCCAAAUUCUACCUAACUUCAAAGUGGUCAAUUGAUGGACGACACGGUUUUCGAUUAUAUACUUAUAAAGAAGUAGUAAUCUACUAACUGUUCUGAUUGUAUUGCACGUCUGCGUCUCAAAAUAUUAUAUUGGCAUUAGCUCAAUCAUGAAUGAUUAUUCUAUUGAACCAGUAGUUGAUUCAGAAUUGUACGAAGUUGAAGAAAUUAGAUAUUUAUAUGAUCUUUUUGAUGUUAUAAGUGUUUAUAAAGUACAAAAUCCACUGCUUUGGGGCUUAUACACAUUAAGAAAAAAUGAAAUGGAAGUAAAUAAUAAAAAUAUAAUGGUAAACGAAUGGCUUUUAUAUCACGUUACAGCCACUAAAAAUGUUCAAUCAAUUGCUGAAAAUAAUUUAGACUGGCGUUUCACAAGUCGUUGUCGAUAUGGAAAAGGUGUAUGUUUUUCAUAUUGUCCUUUGUAUGCCAACAAAUAUGCAUCAUGUGCUCAAGGAUCACUUUCUGCAAUAGACUAUGAUGAAAAUGUAAUGCAAAUACUUAUUAAUAUGGGUUUUCCUAGAGAAGCAGUCAAACGAGCAUUAUUUUAUACUUAUAAUCAAGGUUUAGAAUGUGCAACCAAAUGGCUUAUGGACCAUAUUACUGACGAUAAUUUUGCUGAACCUUUUGUUCCAUCGAGGCAUGAUUUUAAUUGUGAAAUUUCAAUUGAGCGAGCAUUUAUAAUUUGUCGAGUUUUAGUUCAAAGAAUUAAAGAUGUCAGCGUCAAUUAUAAUUUAAAUGUUAUACCUAAUUUUUAUGAUACGGCUAAAUCAACAAAUGGUAUGGUUUAUGUAAAAUUUAAUGAUUAUGAAUUUUAUCCUCAAUACAUUGUGUAUUAUAGAGAACAUAAUUUAUCUCAAUAUGCUGAUCCAUAUUCAUGUAAUUUCAAUUAUAAAUAUGGUAUUGAUCAAUGA
Rhopalosiphum maidis (corn leaf aphid) is the source of this 1915-nucleotide messenger RNA. RefSeq lists its product as uncharacterized. The coding region runs from base 1118 to 1915 and encodes 265 amino acids. Gene Ontology annotation, molecular function: protein binding; NAD+ poly-ADP-ribosyltransferase activity. The transcript has 6 exons. Lineage: Eukaryota; Metazoa; Arthropoda; Insecta; Hemiptera; Aphididae. The record is from RefSeq and is a predicted model, not a curated record.